Messenger RNA from Eruca vesicaria subsp. sativa (arugula), 520 nucleotides. Lineage: Eukaryota; Viridiplantae; Streptophyta; Magnoliopsida; Brassicales; Brassicaceae. The record is from the annotation of a GenBank genome assembly.
AUGAGAUCUCUGAGCAGUGUAGGACUUGCUCUAAGCAUAGUCUUUGGUUGUUUGCUACUAGCUCUUCUAGCUGAGCUCUAUUACUUGCUCUGGUGCAAGAAGAGGAGGUCAACAACAACUAGACUUGAUCUCCAAAAUGACUAUUCUACCCCUGCAACAAGAGAGCUUCUCUUCAUCCUCUGUUGCAGCACCAACGCUUCUUCUUCCUCUCCUCCCUCAUUCUCAAGCCCUAAACCCAUUGGAACUCAACAACAGCAAUGUCUUCUUCCUUCUGAUGAAGGUGGGUUUGGGAACGUGGUGGGUCCAGGGCUUGUGCCGAGGUUUCUCUUCACUAUCGUGGAAGAAACAGUGGAGGAAAUGGAAUCUGAAGAUGGUGUUUCCACAAAAGGAAAGAGUUUGAAUGAUUUGUUUCUAAAUAUGGAAAGUGGUUCAACUCCUCCGUUUCUCACUCCUCGUGCUUCUCCUUCGUUGUUCACGCCUCCUUUCACUCCGUUAACGGAGUCUUGUAACGGCAGAAGAG